Molecule: messenger RNA, 1066 nt
Organism: Cyprinus carpio (common carp)
Lineage: Eukaryota; Metazoa; Chordata; Actinopteri; Cypriniformes; Cyprinidae
Product: interferon-induced very large GTPase 1-like
Exons: 1
Coding region: 212-1066 (284 amino acids)
Source: RefSeq, a predicted model, not a curated record
GACAUUUACAGAUCAAUACAAAAUCUUCAGGGAAACCAAUGAUCCUGUUCUCUAUUUUGAGAGGAAAAGUAAAGAGUACUACAGAAUUUUCCAGAAAUACUGUCAAGGAGCUUCAUCAACUGCUAUUUUUGGUGACAUUGUUUGUAAUAAACUCAAAGAUCCCAUUCAGCAGAAUGUCUACAAAAAAACUGCCAGAGAUUUAGCAGAUGAAAUGAGGACAAACUGUGAAUCACUGAAUGGGAACCGAUCAAAUCUGGAGAAACACAUCCUGAGGACACUGGCAGAAAAUCAGGACUUCAACGCAUACAUGACCUACAUUAACAAUCCUAAAGAACACUUCAAGAAUUUCAUCAGAGAUGAAGUCAGUCACUACAUCACUGAAAGAUUUGAAGAUAGUGUUCGACCCAAGAUGAAAAACAACAUUAAACUGCUGCAGCAACAGAUCAUGAGUGCAGCACAUGAAUCCAGCAAACAUGUCAAAGAGAUCAAUGGAAAUACUGAAUCAUGGUUGCUUCAUUUCACUCAACAGCUCUCAGGUGUGCUGGUAUUCUCUGUGAAAGACCUCACUGGAGUGAAUCAUGAUGAUGUUGAAGUCAGAUUCCUAGAAGAUGUGAUAAAGAAAGAACUUCCUUCUAUUAUGUUUGACAUAAUCAGUAAAUUUAGCACAGAAACGUUUCCAGUAAAGCUGGAACACAAAUACAGACCAGAUGAGAUUCUGAUUGAUCACCUCUGUCAGUGCUGUUGGGUUCAGUGUCCUUUCUGUGCAGCCAUCUGCACCAACACAAUAGAGAACCAUGAUGAAGAUCACAGUGUGCCUUUCCAUCGUAAUAAUGGACUGAAUGGGUGGUUUUACAGAGGAACAACAAACCUAGCUAUCAACAUCUGCACAUCAGCAGUAGCCAGUAAUGGAUCUUUUUAUCCAAAUAGCUCAGAUGAUACAGUUCCGUGGAAGGAAUACAGAAAAGGAGGUCCUAAAUAUGCUUCAUGGAGCAUCACCCCAGAUCUCUCUGAUCUGCCGUACUGGAAAAAACCUUUCACCAGAUACCAAACAUACCAGAAAAAUUAA